Molecule: messenger RNA, 1770 nt
Organism: Pteronotus mesoamericanus
Lineage: Eukaryota; Metazoa; Chordata; Mammalia; Chiroptera; Mormoopidae
Gene: SLC17A8
Product: solute carrier family 17 member 8
Exons: 12
Coding region: 1-1770 (589 amino acids)
Biological process (GO): monoatomic anion transport; transmembrane transport; regulation of synapse structure or activity
Cellular component (GO): synaptic vesicle membrane; excitatory synapse
Molecular function (GO): L-glutamate transmembrane transporter activity; neurotransmitter transmembrane transporter activity
Source: RefSeq, a predicted model, not a curated record
AUGCCAUUUAAAGCAUUUGAUACCUUCAGAGAGAAAAUUCUGAAACCUGGAAAGGAAGGAGUGAAGAAUGCCGUGGGAGAUUCGUUGGGGAUUUUACAAAGAAAAAUCGAUGGGACCAACGAGGAAGAAAAUAGCAUUGAGCUGAAUGCAGAUGGAAGGCCAGUGCAGGCGCCCAGGCAGAGCCCCGCACUCUGCGACUGCCAGUGCUGUGGCGUCCCCAAGCGUUACAUCAUUGCCAUCAUGAGCGGGCUGGGGUUCUGCAUUUCCUUCGGGAUUCGGUGCAACCUUGGAGUUGCCAUUGUGGAAAUGGUCAACAACAGCACUGUCUAUGUUGAUGGAAAACCGGAAAUUCAGAUAGCACAGUUUAACUGGGAUCCAGAGACGGUGGGCUUUAUCCAUGGAUCUUUUUUCUGGGGUUAUAUUGUGACACAGAUUCCAGGUGGUUUCAUUUCAAACAAGUUUGGUGCUAACAGGGUCUUUGGAGCUGCCAUCUUCUUAACAUCAACCUUGAACAUGUUCAUUCCUUCUGCAGCCAGAGUGCAUUACGGCUGCGUCAUGUGUGUCAGAAUUUUGCAAGGUCUAGUGGAGGGUGUGACCUACCCAGCCUGCCACGGGAUGUGGAGUAAGUGGGCACCACCUUUGGAGAGAAGCCGACUGGCCACGACCUCUUUCUGUGGUUCCUAUGCGGGGGCAGUGAUCGCCAUGCCCCUGGCAGGCGUGCUGGUACAGUACAUUGGCUGGGCCUCCGUCUUUUAUAUUUAUGGUAUGUUUGGCAUUAUUUGGUACAUGUUUUGGCUGUUGCAGGCCUAUGAGUGCCCAGCGGCGCAUCCAACGAUAUCCGAUGAGGAGAGGACCUAUAUAGAGACAAGUAUAGGAGAAGGAGCCAAUGUGGUUAGUCUAAGUAAAUUUAAUACACCAUGGAAAAGAUUUUUCACAUCAUUGCCAGUUUAUGCAAUCAUUGUAGCAAAUUUCUGCAGAAGCUGGACCUUUUAUUUGCUGUUAAUAAGUCAGCCUGCUUAUUUUGAAGAGGUCUUUGGAUUUGCAAUAAGUAAGGUGGGUCUUUUGUCGGCACUCCCACACAUGGUUAUGACCAUCAUUGUACCUAUUGGAGGACAACUGGCUGACUAUUUAAGAAGCAGGAAAAUUUUGACUACAACUGCUGUCAGAAAAAUCAUGAACUGUGGAGGUUUUGGCAUGGAGGCAACCUUACUCCUGGUGGUUGGCUUUUCCCAUACCAAAGGGGUGGCUAUCUCCUUUCUGGUGCUCGCCGUGGGAUUUAGUGGCUUUGCUAUUUCAGGUUUUAAUGUCAACCACCUGGACAUCGCCCCCCGUUAUGCCAGCAUCCUCAUGGGCAUCUCGAAUGGAGUGGGAACCCUCUCUGGAAUGGUCUGUCCCCUCAUUGUAGGUGCAAUGACCAAGCACAAGACCCGUGAGGAAUGGCAGAAUGUAUUCCUCAUCGCUGCCCUGGUGCACUACAGCGGCGUGAUCUUCUAUGGAGUCUUUGCUUCUGGGGAGAAACAGGAGUGGGCCGACCCUGAGAACCUCUCUGAGGAAAAGUGUGGAAUCAUUGACCAAGAUGAGUUAGCUGAGGAGACAGAACUCAACCAUGAGAGUUUUGCAAGUCCCAAAAAGAAGAUGUCAUAUGGAGCCACCACCCAGAAUUGUGAGAUCCAGGAGAAGGAAUGGAGAGGACAGAGAGGAAUGACCCUUGAUGAGGAAGAGCUGACAUCUUACCAGAAUGAAGAGGGAAGCUUCUCAGACACAUCCUAA